Messenger RNA from Lotus japonicus, 1760 nucleotides. Its product is annotated as fasciclin-like arabinogalactan protein 2. Gene Ontology annotation, cellular component: plasma membrane. The transcript has a single exon. NCBI's taxonomy places the organism in Eukaryota, Viridiplantae, Streptophyta, Magnoliopsida, Fabales, Fabaceae. The record is from RefSeq and is a predicted model, not a curated record. Bases 136 to 1404 code for a protein of 422 amino acids.
UGUAAUGUUAUAGCCAUAAACAAAUUAUGCAACAUUAAGAUAGUAACUACUAGUACUAUAUACAUACAUAUAACCCUUCCACUCUCCUCUCAUUUGCCAAUUGACAUUGCCAUUGCCAUUCUAAAAUCCUCCAAAAUGAAGCAAUUCCCACUACUUGCCACUUACUCUCUUGUCUUCUUCUUCCUCAUAGCAACCAUGUCACUUCCUUCCUCCACCACCGCAGCCGCCGCCGCCAAUGGCAGCCACAACAUUACCCGCAUUCUCGCCAAACACCCCGACUUCUCCACCUUCAACCACUACCUCACCCUCACCCACCUCGCCGGCGAGAUCAACCACCGCCAAACCAUCACCAUCCUCGCCAUCGACAACGCCGCCAUGUCCUCCCUCCUCGACAAGCACCUCACCCUCUCCACCCUAAAAAACGUCCUCUCCCUCCACGUCCUCGUCGACUACUUUGGCGCCAAAAAGCUCCACCAGAUAACCAACGGAACCACCCUCGUCUCCUCCAUGUUCCAGGCCACCGGCUCCGCCGCCGGAACCGCCGGCUACGUCAACAUCACCAACCUCAAAGGAGGCAAAGUAGGCUUCGCCGCUGAGGACAACGACGGCCUCCACUCAUUCUACGUCAAAUCAGUGGAAGAGCUUCCAUACGUCAUCUCUGUUCUCGAAAUCUCUCAACCCCUGAGCUCCGCCGACGCCGAAGCACCGACCGCAGCUCCGAGCGAUAUCGACGUCAUCUCCAUCAUGUCCAAACAAGGCUGCAAAGCCUUCGCAGAUUUACUCAGAACCUCGAAAGCUCUUCCCACAUUCAAGGAAAACGUUAAUGGCGGUUUAACCGUGUUCUGCCCCACCGACAGCGCCGUCAACGGAUUCCUCCCCAAGUACAAGAACCUCACCGAUUCCCAAAAGGUUUCUCUCUUGCUGUACCACGGUGUUCCUGUUUACCAAUCGUUGCAGAUGCUCAAGUCCAACAACGGAAUCAUGAACACUCUGGCUACAGAGGGUGCUAACAAGUACGAUUUUACAGUGCAGAACGAUGGGGAAGAUGUGAAUUUGGAAACCAAGGUUAACACUGCUGGGAUUAUUGGGACAUUGAUUGAUCAAGACCCUUUUGUGGUGUACAAGAUUAGCAAGGUGUUGAUGCCUAGAGAGUUGUUUAAAGGUGUUACUGAGAAAACUGUGUCUCCUGCAGAGUCACCUAAGCCAGCAAAGAAGAAGAGUAAGAGCACUAAGAAGGGGAAUGCUGAUGAUGAUGCUGCAGAUUCACCUGCAGAUGGACCUGCAGAUGAUGACUCAGAUAAUCAGACAGCUGCUGAUGACAACAGUGGUGUUACUGGAUUGAAUCAAGGGUUCAGAUUCACCAUGGUUUUCUUCAGUUUGGUUAUUGGAUUUUUGGUUCUAUAAUGGAGUGUCGGUGACACUGCUAGCUAUGGUCAAUGCCCCAUGUCAUGUGAGAGAUUCUUUUUCUUUACUUUUCUUUUCUUCUUUUGAUAUUAUUAUUAUCAUAUUUGUGAAGGAAAUAAAACAGUGACAACCACAUGUUGGGGGCACUGUGUUUUUUCUUUUUUAAAUAUACAAUCUUUGCUGUUUUGUAUUUAUUGAUUGUUUGCUUCACGAUCAUUUAAUUUGCCCUUUUGUUUUUUAUUUUAUACUUUUAGUGUCGGUACUGGGUGGUAGGUCCAGUUUGUGUUUGCUGCUAGCUGGAAUGUGUCAUGUUUCAUGUAUGAAUGAAAAUAUAAACAAAAAAAUUAAAUUUGUUA